Molecule: messenger RNA, 1074 nt
Organism: Nicotiana tabacum (common tobacco)
Lineage: Eukaryota; Viridiplantae; Streptophyta; Magnoliopsida; Solanales; Solanaceae
Product: BAG family molecular chaperone regulator 4
Biological process (GO): protein stabilization
Cellular component (GO): cytoplasm
Molecular function (GO): adenyl-nucleotide exchange factor activity; protein-folding chaperone binding
Source: RefSeq, a predicted model, not a curated record
CUCCGUAAUUACUGUCAUAAAAAUAUUCGGAAUUGAUCCUUAUGCUUUUCCUAGUAGGGUUUGGAACUGGGUUUUCACAGCUCAAUCUCUGUCAAAAUCAUUAAACCCAAUUGAGAAUUGGGAAUGAAAGGGUCAAACGAAGCGGAUUGGGAAAUGAGGCCAAGCGGUAUGCUUGUUCAAAGGAGAGAAGAUGAUUCUGCUUCUCCUAAUCCCACCACUAUCACAAUCAAGGUCUCUUAUGCUUCUCAAGACUUCGAUCUCCCUGUCCCCUAUGAAUUCACUUUUGGUGAAGUAAAAAGUGUCAUUUCCCAAAUAAUUGGUUUGGAGCCGAAGGUGCAAAAACUUCUGUUCCGAGGAAAAGAAAAAGAAGAUCAUGAAUACCUCCACUUGGCUGGUGUGAAAGACAAUUCCAAAGUGUUAGUUAUGGAGGAAAAAACAGUUGAGGACAAAAAUCCCGAAGAGGUUAAGUUAACCACUGAAAUAUCAAGAGGAGCUGAAGCAGUUUAUGAAGUGAGAAAAGAAGUGGAUAAGCUCUCAGAGCAGGUCUCUGCUGUACAAACAGUUGUUUUUGGUGGUUCCAAUGUUGAGGACAAGGAUAUUAUCUGUCUGACAGAGAUGCUGAUGAGGCAGCUGCUGAAAUUGGAUGGCAUUGAUGCUGAAGGAGAAGGGAAAGUACAAAGAAAGAUGGAGGUGCGCCGUGUCCAGAGCUUGGUAGAGACAAUGGAUGCAGUUAAGGCAAGAAAUGCCAAUCCGUUUAGCAACAACAGUAAUGCCGUGUCAGUGACUACUCAAUGGGAGACAUUUGAGUCUGGAGUUGGAAGCCUGAAUGCCCCACCUCCUAGACCGUCUUCUACUGUAGUGACUGAGGACUGGGAACAAUUCGAAUAGUAGUAGAUGGUUCCAGUUUAUUAUUUAAAGAGACGAAAUAUGCCAGUUAUUAGGCACUGCAUACCACUAUUAUUUAGUCACCUUCAUUCUAUCGUUACAGUUGUAAAUUUUUGUUGACUGUAAACUCAUGACCAGGAAAACAUAGAGGUUUAAUGAAAUGGUGAUGGUUAAUUACUUUUGUUAAAA